CCGACCUCAGGAGGUCCAAGGUUGCCAAGAUGAAUGCAUAUGACAGAGAUAAUUCUCCAAAUUGUCUCACUUAUACAGAGUACGUCAAUUGGAUCCGUCAAUCGUGUCAGCGCAAAUAAAGAAAUCGAUGCUUGUGGGAGAAUAUCACAGGCCUAGAAUCAGACAAUCAUUCUGCUCAAAAUGCAAGCACAAGCAAGGCGCCGGCCUAUGGCCUUCACAGGUUGUUGGACAUGCAAAGCAAGGAAGAUCAGAUGUGACGAAAGGCCAUUCACAUGUAAGAACUGUGAGAAGCGAGGCAUUCCCUGUGGCGGCUAUGAUAUUAGACUGCAGUGGGUAUCAGACCCGUUCGCAGAGCCUGAUCCGGCCGCUACUUCCAAUAGACAAGGGCGAAGGAGCAUAUUGCUAGAUACCGUGUGUCGGUACCGGGCGGAAGAGAUCGAUGACUUCCUGACCUCUAUCGAAUACGAUGUAGGAUCUGGCUCCUCAUCGAAAAAGGGCCCCUUCUCAAUUUUCCCACUGCGUAUUGAGGACUGUGAGCGUGCCUCCCAGAGUUUGGUCCUGUCUCUCGAUGGGUCAGGGGAAGGCCAGGCAUGUUGGAGCUCCGAUGAAUACUUGGCAGGACCAACAGGUACUGAUCACGACUAUGCGCAAAACACGGAAUUGCAGGAUUUAGAGCUAGCCCAAGCCUCCUCCCCGUUCGCAUCUUUCUAUAACCCCUCUUCUGACGACGCAGUCAAUGUCUCCGAUGACUUCCAUAUUCAAGUCCGAUCUAGGGCGGAGACUGAAGGAAGUAUCGGGGAAUAUGAUUCCUGGGUAGAUCUCACCUCGGCUCAUGGCCAGUUGAGUGAGAAAGACUCCCCAACGUGCGACUGGGACGAUGUGCUCUUGCACUCCGAUACCACAACACCAACCAUAUCCCCGACUCUGUCUGACUUAACACGUAUUCCAAUUCGGCAUAUCGAAAGCAGUGUUUUUGGAGAUGCCGAAGUUGGCAAGCUGAUGCACCACUACAUGGAUCAUGUUGCAGAUCUCCUCCAACCCAUAAUCCACACCCAAAAUCCAUAUCGUAGCAUAUAUGCUCCCGCGGCAAUCGAAGGCGCACAACUCAGCAUGUCAGGUUCAAUUGCGACCAGGGCAAAACUACAUUCGGCAAUCUAUCACGCGAUUUUAUCAUCGGCCGCAUUCCACAUGUGGAACCGUGAUAAACUCCAGACCAGGUGCCACAAUAUAGGCGCUGAACACAGGUACUAUGCACUUCAAUCCCUGCAGGCUGCCAUCGACUCCUCCACACCAGGGGCAGAUUAUAAAUUUUGGUUGAUGGCAAUAUUAUCCCUUGUUACAAUCGGAGUAAUAUCCGGGGAUGGAGACUUCAAAAUACACUUGGAUGCUGCAACGAAAUUACGAAAUUCGCGCCAAAAAUGGAGAUUGAUCAGUGGCUCGACUCGGCAGCUCAAUGAAAUCAGUGCCUUUUUAGCCCUCAUGGUCCGAACACUGUCUUUCGAGGCUACUCUGUCACCUUGGCUCGGUAUCGAACCCAACAUUUCUCGCACAGAGGAACUGACCAUCCGGUCAAGUGGUUGUUAUGAAUAUAUGUACGGGAUUGCACCUGCCAUUGCGGCAACGAUCCAGGAAACGUGUCGACUCGGUGAAUUCGUGGCUCAAUUCGAGAGGCAACAGCAACCUAUCCCAGACGAUCUUCUUCAGGCCUGUGAAAAUUUAGGCGAUACCCUGCUAUCCUGGAGGCUGGAAAAUGAGAGAAUAUCGUCGAUCGCUGCAAGUGACGACUUGAUGAUGACUCUAUUCAACCAUCAAGCAAAAGCUUGGCAUUAUGGGGCUUUGAUUUACUAUUACCGGCGUAUCCAACAUUACGAGGCCCCGGAUGUCAGAAAGGAAAUUGAGCAUGUCAUCGAGCACAUGGACGCUGCAGAAGAUGUCAAAUCGAGGUCAAAAUCCCGUCAAGUGCGCAUAAUGGCCCCGAUCACAUGGCCGAUGUUUAUUGCUUCCUGUGACACUAUAGGCCCGCAGCGGGAUUCUUGUAAAUUGUGGUGGCACAGAGUAGAGCAUUACGGGAUCACGAACAUAUCCAGACAAUGGGAUAUAAUCCAACGGAUCUGGGAGGAGCGGGACAUCAACCGCAAUGAGCUCGGUGCAUUCAAUUGGAUGGACAUUUUUGGCUCUAUGGGAAUUAAUAUAUUACCUCUAUAAUCAC
Molecule: messenger RNA, 2209 nt
Organism: Penicillium samsonianum
Lineage: Eukaryota; Fungi; Ascomycota; Eurotiomycetes; Eurotiales; Aspergillaceae
Product: Zn(II)2Cys6 transcription factor
Exons: 4
Coding region: 181-2205 (674 amino acids)
Biological process (GO): positive regulation of transcription by RNA polymerase II
Cellular component (GO): nucleus
Molecular function (GO): zinc ion binding; DNA-binding transcription factor activity, RNA polymerase II-specific; transcription cis-regulatory region binding
Source: RefSeq, a predicted model, not a curated record